Molecule: messenger RNA, 279 nt
Organism: Opisthorchis viverrini
Lineage: Eukaryota; Metazoa; Platyhelminthes; Trematoda; Opisthorchiida; Opisthorchiidae
Exons: 1
Coding region: 1-279 (92 amino acids)
Source: RefSeq, a predicted model, not a curated record
AUGUUUUGUGGGCUCCUACGCUCGUAUGAUUUGCAUCCUUGUCCGUGUGAUCUGGGUGUGACGCGUUCUGGGGAAACCGACGGCAAGACCGAAAAUCUGAAGUGUGCUCACAACGACCGAGUUUCGAAACCGUUAGGAAGUUGUUGGUGGGCACUUUUGCGUCGUAUUGUUUUCGCUAAACAGCCAAACGGAUCUCAAGCUGACGACAAGGCCCGUUCCCCACAUUCAGAAACGGGCGAACAGUUCGCUGGGUCACUUAAUACAAGUGGUGUCUUAUAG